GAGGACUCUGCAUGAAUUACUGUCACAAAACCUUGUCAAGCCAGAGACUACAAGCCAACUUCUGGAAAUGGCUCAAGAGGACCAGACUGAGACAUCACAACAAACAGCAGCCAGUGACGAAGAGCCGGGGACAGAGAACCAGGCUUCUCCCUCUGUCAUUGAGAUCCUCUAUGACUCUAUGACUGAAUGUGAAGAAGAAGCGAGGCCAAAGCUAGUGCAGAUGGAGGAGAAGGCCUUUGUGUCAAGUCUGCACUCUUUUAUGAAGGACAGAGGUACACCUAUAGAAAGGAUCCCACAUCUGGGCUUCAAGCAGAUUAAUCUUUGGAGGAUCUACAAAGCUGUUGAUAAACUUGGAGGCUAUGAUUCAGUGACAGCACGACGUCUUUGGAAGAAAGUCUAUGAUGAGCUGGGAGGAAGUCCAGGUAGCACCAGCGCUGCUACUUGCACUCGCAGACACUAUGAGAAGCUGGUGCUGCCCUUUGAACGACAAAUAAAUGGAGAGGAGGACAGACCUCUGCCUCCAAGCAAACCACGGAAGCCAUAUAAGAGAAAUUUGGAUGGCAAGGUCACCAAGGCUGAGAGAAAGAGGAAAAUAUCUCAGUCAGAUAGAGAGAUGGAUUCAGAGAUAGAGAUACUCACCGAGAGAAGUCCAGAGGCUGCCUGCCAAAGUGAAGCAGUGAUGCAUCCUCACCCGGCUCUCUGGGUUCCCCCCUCUGAUAGACACCGCCCAGACUGCUCUCUGCCAAACAGAGCAACCACCGCUCUUUGCACUCCUGUCUAUGCCCACCUCGUCCAGGUCCCCACAUCCAGCCCCUGGACGGCUCAUAUCCCGUCUUCUGCCGGAGAGGUCAUCUCCCCUCUGGAGAAAAAAAAGCGGAUGGCUCAGGCGAGCCUUAACUUGCCACUGAAUCCUUACACUGAGGAUAAAGAAAGGCCCUCCGUCAUUCACUGCUCCCAGUCUCCAGCCCGGGCUUCUUCCAGCCGGAACUGCGACUCCUCCGACAGCUCCCCGCUGCCUUUAAGUCCUUCCUCCUCACGCAGCCCAUCCCCUUACUCUGUUUCAUCAGAGGACGGUCCACAAGGGAAUGAAGAUAAACCUGCAUUAGGCUCUGAACUAUCCCAAAACUGUACCAGCUCGGUGAAUACGCCCAACUGUGGUGAGGAAAGGAAGUCUGUGAGCUGCUGUCAGAUAUCCAAAGACCCCGAAGGACAGAAAAAAGGCAUCAACUCCCCAUCCAAACACUCCGUUAAGGUCCAGAAUAAAGACUCUGACUGGAAGCCAAUCCACAAAGAGAGUCGAAAAUAUUCCACCCAACCUUUCCAUUCAUUCUCGGAUUGGGCUCCAACAUCUACCUCUAGUUUCACCAAAGUCAUUCCAAAAUCUGUGCAGCUUCUGCGGCCCGCUCCUAUUCGGCCAGCUUAUAAACUCCAGCAGGGCAGAUCGAUGCAGCAGGACCAGUCUCUGACUUGUGCGAAGAGGCAGAACAACACGGCUCCAUGGUUUUAUCAAACAGAGAAGAGGGAGAAAUCCAGGACAGUGCAACAGAAAGUUCCCCCCCCUCAGCAGAGUUCCCCCCAUUCGACCGCCAGUCUGCCGGUGUCGUGCGUGCUGUCGAGCUACGACAAAUCAGGGAGGGACUCUCGACACCAGCCUCUAUUACACCCAGCUUUUUUCACCAACAGAAUGAGACUACCUCAAUCCCAGCUAGUAUACCGACACGUCCCGAUGAGUCCAGUUCACUCUGCUCUCAUAGGGUCUGCUGUUUAUCCAUAUCCCUACUCCAUUCCUCUGUUAAAUCCCCAAACAGGAUAUGCCUUACCUGCCAUGCAUCCAAUUUAUCCUCACAAGCUGUGAUUCUUUGUAUUUCAACUCUAGACUUCAAUAAUAAUAGUAAUAAUGAUAAGAAGAAGAAGAAGUAUGUCAGACAGAAAUAUUUAGGUGAUGUGGCUUUACACACAGGCAUCCCCCAGAGGGACACCAGUUACUGUAAAAUCAUUAACUGUGUGACUGUGUUGACCUUCUGUGGCCAAAACCAAACUACGCUGAAGGGAAAUGAAGUCCCAGCAGUGACAACGAGAUGUACAGUAUUUAUAGGAUUACAGUGAAACAGGUUAAAUCGUGCUUAAAACGAAUCAUUUUUUAUCGCUUAGCAGAACUGUGCAAAAUGUACUUAUUAACUAUAUGUAUUAUUUUGUAUAGCUAUAGUCUCAUUAAAUGCAAAGAAUAAGUUAAAGUUCUUAUUUAAUGAUAUAUUUUUGUGAUUAUGCCAAAUUUUCAAUUGAUGGCCUAACUAUAUCCUGUUAAUUAAACAAACCACAGUCGUUGCACAUCACUUCUCACUUGCACCAUUUCAAUACUCUGUUGAAAGCAAAGGACCUUCUUAUUGUACUGUAUUGUGAAGUCUGUUGAACAUAAUGAUACUUUAUGAAUACUGUAUACAAUAUUCAUAAAGUAUCAUUAUGUACAUAUAUGUACCGUGUAUCAGUGUUAGAUAUGUUUAAAAGAUAUGCAGAUUCCAGUCAUGCAAAUGUAUUUAAACAGAAAGUAAAUAAAUGGUCAUAGAUAAAUGACAAAAAUGCACAUACAUUAUUUUUUUUUUGUUGUUAACUGUAGAAAUGUUUCUUCAUACCAUAUCGUAAAAUAUUUCACCAAAGCCCUAAUCAUUUUGAAUAA
Molecule: messenger RNA, 2674 nt
Organism: Anoplopoma fimbria (sablefish)
Lineage: Eukaryota; Metazoa; Chordata; Actinopteri; Perciformes; Anoplopomatidae
Gene: arid5a
Product: AT rich interactive domain 5A (MRF1-like)
Exons: 7
Coding region: 68-1855 (595 amino acids)
Biological process (GO): regulation of transcription by RNA polymerase II
Cellular component (GO): nucleus
Molecular function (GO): transcription cis-regulatory region binding
Source: RefSeq, a predicted model, not a curated record